AUGGACAGCUGGUCCUUCACCAUACCUGCGGCAAGGUCGCGCUUACGAGUUGGAGGCCUGCGAGUACGCAACUAUAGAGUAACGGCGUUUGUCAGAUACUCAGGAAGAGACACUACCGAAAUCAGAGGAACAAUGCAAAGAAUGCACAGAACCGUUCGCGAAAUUCGAGAUCGGGUCGUCGUCCCACGCAGAAGCAGGUCAGCGCCUCAAGCACGGCCUCCAAGAGAUGUCCAGCAAUGGGUGGAUAACAUCUCUACCUCAUGGCUCAGUUCGCCCGGGUAUGGUUCUGAAUACCAGUCCACAAUACCGACCCGACGUCUGUCCUCAACUGCUAGUCGCUACUUCAGUCUCGCGGGGAGCCGCAUGGGCCGUCUGCAUGGCAACGUCAAGGACCUACCAGCCCAGUAUGGCCUCAUUCUCGGCGUCAACAAAAGCUACAGUGCAGGCUUCACAUACUGCUUCUGUAUCAGACAACACUACCCCAUCUAA
This is a messenger RNA of Neurospora tetraspora, 489 nucleotides long. RefSeq lists its product as uncharacterized. Bases 1 to 489 code for a protein of 162 amino acids. The transcript has 3 exons. The record is from RefSeq and is a predicted model, not a curated record. Lineage: Eukaryota; Fungi; Ascomycota; Sordariomycetes; Sordariales; Sordariaceae.